AACAUCGCAAAAUAGAGCUCCAUUUCCUUCUCUUCGAGUCUGUGAGGGCGAGAACACGCAAUUACUGCGGUGAUCAUGGAAGAUUUUCUGAAACAAUGCAAACAGUCCGGUGAUGCAGCCUACAGUGCUCUGCGAUCACUCCUGGAGCGGCUCGAGAAUCCGACUACCCGAACCGACGCUAGGAUCUUCCUCUCGGAACUCCAGAAACGGUUCACCUCAAAGGAAGACAACGACCGCUGCCUCCAGACUUACCAUUUCCAAAUUCAGGACAUCUACGUCGAGCAAUACGAAGGUGUCCAGAAGAGGAAGAAACUUACAAUGAUGGUGAUACCCAGCAUCUUUGUACCCGAGGAUUGGUCCUUCACUUUCUAUGAGGGGCUCAAUAGGCACCCGGAUGCCAUUUUUAAGGACAGGACACUAGCUGAACUUGGCUGUGGAAAUGGAUGGAUAUCUAUUGCAAUUGCGCAGAAGUGGUUACCAUCAAAGGUGUAUGGGCUUGAUAUCAAUCCAAGAGCGGUGAAGAUAUCAUGGAUAAACCUCUACUUGAAUGCUCUGGAUGGCAGUGGCCAGCCAAUUUAUGAUGCGGAGAAUAAAACUUUACUCGAUAGGGUUGAGUUUUAUGAAUCUGAUUUGCUAUCUUACUGCAGAAAUAAUAACAUAGAACUUGAGAGAAUUGUUGGAUGCAUACCACAGAUUCUGAACCCUAAUCCAGAUGCAAUGUCCAAAAUGAUUACGGAGAAUGCUAGUGAAGAAUUCUUACAUUCUUUAAGCAACUACUGCGCUCUUCAGGGCUUUGUGGAGGACCAAUUUGGUUUAGGUCUCAUUGCGAGGGCCGUCGAGGAAGGGAUAUCUGUAAUAAAACCUCUGGGUAUUAUGAUCUUUAAUAUGGGAGGUCGCCCUGGCCAAGCUGUGUGCAAACGUUUGUUCGAACGCCGUGGUCUUCAAGUUGACAAGAUUUGGCAGACUAAAGUUCUUCAGGCUGCUGAUACAGAUAUUUCUGCACUAGUUGAAAUUGAAAAGAAUAGUCCUCACCGUUUUGAGUUCUUUAUGGGACUUUCUGGAGAUCAACCAAUUUGUGCACGAACAGCAUGGGCAUAUGCAAAAGCUGGUGGUCGUAUUUCUCAUGCUUUGUCAGUAUAUAGUUGUCAACUCCGACAACCUAACCAGGUAAAAAGGAUAUUUGAAUUUCUCACGAACGGACUGGAUGAUAUCAGGAGCUCCUUAGACUUGUCUUUUGAAGAAGAUUCUGUUGCAGAUGAGAAGAUUCCAUUCCUUGCUCAUCUUGCUAAUGUUCUCAAACAGCUCUCAUUUUUUCCUUAUGAACCACCAGCAGGAAGUAGGCGUUUCCGGGGGCUUAUUGCCAACUUUAUGAAUACAUACCAUCACAUCCCACUUACUGCAGAUAAUAUUGUUGUGUUUCCGUCAAGGAAUGUGGCAAUUGAAAGUGCUCUACAUUUGUUGUCUCCACACCUGGCUAUUGUUGAUGAACAAUUGUCGCGAUAUUUACCGAAGAAAUGGCUGACAAGCUUAAAAAAUGUUGAGAAGAGAGAAACUGGUGAAAACUCAGAGGUAGUUAUCACAGUCAUUGAAGCACCACGCCAGUCAGACUUGAUGGUAGACCUAAUAAAGAAGCUAAGGCCAGAAGUGGUAGUGACUGGAAUGGGCCAAUUUGAGUCCGUUACUAGUUCAGCUUUUGAGCAUCUACUAGAUACGACAAGAGAAAUUGGGUGUCGAUUGUUUGUGGAUAUCUCUGACCACUUUGUACUAUCCAGUCUUCCAAGUUCCAAUGGAGUCCUCAAAUAUCUUGCAAGAAGUCCUCUGCCUCCACAUGCGACAGUCGUUUGUGGCUUACUGAAGAAUCAGGUUUAUAAGGAUUUGGAAGUGGCCUUUGUGAUAUCCGAGGACAAGGAAAUGUUCAAAGCUCUGUGCAGGACAGUUGAACUUCUACAGGGAAGUACUGCAAUAAUUAGUCAGUAUUACUAUGGCUGUCUUUUCCAUGAGCUUCUGGCUUUUCAGCUUGCUGAUCGACACCCACGUGUACAGAGAAAUGCUGAGGAGACAGGUGCUACCAAGGUUAACGGAGUUUGCAGUUUGACUAACCCAGUUCUUGAUCAUGCUGAGCUAUCAAUAAAUGAAUCUGAUGAGUCUUCUCUGGUUCACAUGGAUGUCGACCAAAGCUUUCUGCCAAUAACCACACCAGUUAAGGCUGCAAUCUUCGAGAGUUUUGCCCGGCAGAACAUAACAGAAUCUGAGACUGAUGUUACGGACGGCAUUAAGCGUCUGGUUAGCAGCAGUUACGGCUUUUCUUCUGACCGCAACACGGAGUUCAUAUAUGCUGGGUCCCCUGCAGAACUUUUCACUAAUUUGGUAAUCUGCUGCGCUCAAGAGGGUGGGACUCUAUGCUUCCCCACUGGUUCAAAUGGAAAUUAUGUAUCUGCUGCAAGAUUUUUGAAAGCUAACAUCGUAACAAUCCCAACAAAUCCGGAAGCUGGGUACAGACUAACUGAGGAAAGGCUCACUCGCACCUUGGAGACAGUUAAAAAACCAUGGAUCUAUAUAUCUGGUCCAACUAUCAAUCCAACUGGCUUGGUUUACAGUAACGAAGAGAUAAAUAAAUUAUUGUCUGUGUGCGCAAAGUUCGGAGCGAGGAUAAUACUGGAUACCUCAUUCUCAGGGGUGCAGUAUAAUUCCAAGGGAUUUGAUGGCUGGAACUUGGGAGCUACACUACAGAAACUUUCAUCUGCUAAUCCAGCCACUUCUGUAUGUCUACUUGGGGGAUUAUUUUUCAAGAUGCUUUCUAGUGGGCUUAAAUUUGGAUUUCUGCUCAUGAAUCAGCCUUCUCUGGUGGAUGCUUUUCAUAACAGUGGUGGAGUAAGCAAACCCCACAGCACUAUCAAGUACACAGUGAAGAAAUUGCUGGACUCCGGGGAGGAUCUGUUGAACGGCAUAGCAGACCAGAUGGAAAAUCUGAGAAGUAGAUUUAAAACCUUGAAGCAGACACUUGAAAAUAGCGGUUGGGAGGUGCUCAACGCUGAAGCAGGUGUUUCCAUUGUAGCAAAGCCAUCUGCCUACUUUGGCAAGACCAUCAAGCUGAAUGAUGGCUCAGGGAGCCGCGAAAUCAAGAUUGACGACACAAACAUCCGAGAGUCGAUGCUCACUAGCACCGGUUUGUGCAUCAAUAGUGCGUCGUGGACUGGAAUUCCCGGUUACUGCCGCUUCACCAUUGCCCUGGAAGACAGAGAUUUCAAGCGGGCACUGGAUUGCAUUACUCAGUUCAAAAGGUUGGUUUCUUGAGUUGAGUAUUAUGUUCAUUUAUUUUGUAACGCAAGUUGCACACUUCGUUAUUUUGCAACUAUUUUGUCGUGAAAUGAAUUGAUUCAUCUUCCAAAUUGAUGUUACCAGCCAAAAUGUAUGAACUUGAAGCUAUAUGUUUCAGAGCAUGCGUGUUGAGUUCAAUAUAAUAAAACUAGUCACUGGAAUGCCA
Salvia hispanica is the source of this 3484-nucleotide messenger RNA. RefSeq names its product methionine S-methyltransferase (gene MMT). The record is from RefSeq and is a predicted model, not a curated record. NCBI's taxonomy places the organism in Eukaryota, Viridiplantae, Streptophyta, Magnoliopsida, Lamiales, Lamiaceae. Gene Ontology annotation, biological process: biosynthetic process. Gene Ontology annotation, molecular function: pyridoxal phosphate binding; methyltransferase activity.